Molecule: messenger RNA, 2087 nt
Organism: Malaclemys terrapin pileata
Lineage: Eukaryota; Metazoa; Chordata; Testudines; Emydidae
Exons: 2
Coding region: 900-1736 (278 amino acids)
Source: RefSeq, a predicted model, not a curated record
UAAUGGGUUGGCCAUUAGUUGGUCAUCUUAAUCAUUUGGCUGUCUCCUUGUACCAAAAGAAAGGGGAAGGGCCAAUGAGAAAUCAAUAUCCUGAGACUGACAAUGGGGAGGGGCCAAUGCUCUAGGUCAGCCUGAUUGACAGGGCAGGCAGGACAAUCAGGGAGUCAGUAACCCCAAGCUUCCCCUUCUCUGUGUCAGCUGGAGCUGGCUGGGCCAGAGCAGGGUGGGAGCUGCUAAGGAGAGAGGAGAGUUGGGCUGGGAAAAGAGUAUCCUCAGCCAGAGCCAGAGAGGCGCAGCCCAGAGAGCUGGGCUGGAGGCAGAGCAGCAGCAGUGCUGAGGCAGAGGGAAACUGGAGCAGUCUGGAGCCGGGAGCAGUGAAUGAAGGGGACCCUGGGCAAAGAGCUCAGGGCAAGGAGACGCCCUCAGCCAAGAGGCCUUGCAGGCCAGACUGGGUGGGGGAUCAUAACCCUGACAGGAAGAAGCUGAUGCUAGGAAGAAGGGUCCUGACACCUAGCGCCUGAGGGUAUGUGGCCACCACCAGAGUAAGGCCUGGUCUACACUACGAUUUUAGGUCAAAUUUAGCAGCGUUACCUUGAUUUAAGCCUGGACCCGUCCACACGACGAAGCCCUUUUUUUCAACUUAAAGGGCUCUUUAAAUCGAUUUCUUUAAUCCACCUCCGACGAGGGGAUCAGCACUGAAACCGGCCUUUCUGGGUCGGAUUUGGGGUAGUGGGGAUGCAAUUCGACGGUAUUGGCCUCCAGGAGCUAUCCCAGAGUGCUCCAUUGUGACCGCUGUGGACAGCGCUCUCAACUCAGAUGCACUGGCCAGGUAGACAGGAAAAGGCCUGCAAAAUUUUGAAUUUCCUGUUUGCCCAAUGUAGUGGAGAGCCCAGGUGAACAUGCAGAGCUCAUCAGUACAGGUAACCAUGAUGGAGUCCCAGGAUUGCAAAAGAGCUCCAGCCUGGACCAAACAGGAGGUAUGGGAUCUGCUCACCAUAUGGGGAGAUGAAUCAGUGCUAGCUGAAUUCCGUAGCGGUAAACGAAAUACCAAAACAUUAGAAAAAGUCUCAAAGGGCAUGAAGGACAGAGGCCAUAAAAGGGACGCACAGCAGUGCUGCUUGAAAAUUAAGGAGCUAAGGCAAGCCUACCACAAAGCCAGAGAGGCAAACGGAAGGUCCGGGGCAGAGCCGCAAACAUGCCGCUUCUACGCGGAGCUGCACGCCAUGCUAGGGGGUGCAGCCACCGCUACCCGAAACCUGUGCUUUGACUCCGUCAAUGGAGAAUCACGAAACAUAGAUGCGAGUUUUGGGGAUGAGGAAGAUGAUGAUGAAGACAUUGAAGAUAGCUCACAGCAAGGAAGCGGAGAAACCGGUUUCCCCAACAGCCAGGAUAUGUUUUUCACCCUGGACCUGGAACCAGUAACCCCCGAACCCACCCAAGGUGUGCUCCCAGAACCUGAGGGCACACAAGGCACCUCUGCUGCAAAUGUUUCUCCUUCGCAGAGGCUAGUGAAGAUUAGAAGGCAAAAAAGGUGCACUCGGGAUGACAUGUUCUCGGAGCUCCAGAUAUCCUCUCACACUGACAAAGCACAGCAGAAUGCGUGGAGGCAGACAAUGUCAGAGUGCAGGAAAGCACAAUAUGAAUGCGAGGAGAGGUGGCGGGCUGAAUCGCGGGAUGAAGAGAGCAAGUGGCAGGCUGAAGAGGAUAGGUGGCAUCAGCUUGCUGAUAGAAGGUAAGAGUCGAUGCUCCGGCUGCUGGAGCAUCAAACUGAUAUGCUCCAGCGUAUGGUUGAGCUGCAGGAAAGGCAGCAGGAGCACAGACCGCCACUACAGCCCCUGUGUAACCAACAGCCCUCCUCCCCAAGUUCCAUUGCCUCCUCACCCAGACGCCCAAGAAUGCGGUGGGGGGGCCUCCGGCCAGCCAGCCACUCCACCCCAGAGGAUUGCCCAAGCAACAGAAGGCUGGCCUUCAGUAAGUUGCAAAGUUUUAAAGUGCAGUGUGUCCUUGUCCUUAUCUCCUCCCCCACCCCACUCGGCGCUUCCCUCCUCGUCCGCCCCUCCUGGGCUACCUUGGCAGUUAUCCCCCUA